Pollicipes pollicipes is the source of this 762-nucleotide messenger RNA. RefSeq names its product partner of xrn-2 protein 1-like. The record is from RefSeq and is a predicted model, not a curated record. Lineage: Eukaryota; Metazoa; Arthropoda; Thecostraca; Pollicipedomorpha; Pollicipedidae.
GAAAUAUCGCCACUAGCAAUAUUUGGUAGCAUUAACGGAGGCGAUUGUACGACAAAAAUAACGCGACAAAUACAAGUAUGUUCUAUGUUUUACCCAGAAAAACCUUCCGGAGACAGGAAAGAAGGGGCCUGCCCAUUUUGUGUGCAGUUUUCAUUGCAUUUCAUUUCAUUGCUGUCCUGGUGCGAUGUCUAUCGACUCCAGUUGGGAUGCUGAAAAAUAUCGUAAUGAGCAUGAACCUCCUGAGCAUUGGGAAUUGUGCAAGAAGUUUAUGGAAGCUCACAAAAACGACUACCCAGAAAGCAAGCUUGUCAGCUUAGCUCAGGUGUUUGCCAAUAUGGAGUUCCUGGGAUGCAGGUAUCCCCAAGAGACAAUGGAUCUGGUCAAUGAGCUGGCUGCCGGCGUCGUGGAGGACUUCCGGGAGCAACGCAAGUCCAAGAUUCAGAGGACCUUCAUCGGCGCGUCGUCCGCGGCGGAGGCCAAGGUCAAGCGAAGCAAAACUCUGCCCCCGCCGGCACACAUCAAAUGACAUGUCGCCGGUGCGAUCUCAGCAGUCAUACGCACCUGCUCGCUCGUGGCAUCGUGACCGGUGGCCGGCGUAGAUGGGAUCGCGUCAGGUGAUAAGAUCUACAGCAUGUUUGCGCCAUCGUUGUCGUACCUUUUUACGAUGCUCUACGCCAAGAUUGACCGCAUUCCGAGCGAUGACUGCGUGCAUCUGUGGAGUGAAAUGUGUAAUUUUUUAAAAUACAUAACGUCACAAUUUGA